Ectocarpus siliculosus is the source of this 1492-nucleotide messenger RNA. The record is from the annotation of a GenBank genome assembly. NCBI's taxonomy places the organism in Eukaryota, Phaeophyceae, Ectocarpales, Ectocarpaceae.
AUGGCGAACGCUAUGUACAGGGGAGUCGCCAUCGCCGACGACGCCCGCCUGGUUCUCUCGAGCGCAGAGGCCAUGUCUCUUAUGGUCAGGAACAGCCAACGGGGACGGGCGUACGGCCCCCAGGCAGCCCUCCAAACGCUGAAACCGCUCUUCGAGAAGCGGCAGCAGCUCCUUCUGGCGAUGAGCGCUUCGGACGGCGUGGUCGGGCCGGGGCUUGCUCUGCUGAGCUCGAGAAGGCGCAAGCUCCAAGCCCUCAAAAGAAAGUACUACGCCCUGUACAUUGAGCUUUUGCGAGCCACGAAUAACACCGGGACGCUCCAGGGGCUCCUGCGGCGGACGAAAGGUGUCCGGGAAACCCGCGAAGAGGUGGUUUGGGUGCAACGGGGAGUCCUACGGGCUCUCCUCGCUAUCCUGAGGUCCGACAUCGACAACCGUGCGCAGAAGCGGCUGCACGGCGUUGCAGCCGCCGCUGCUCCUUCCCCCUCUAGGGGUGCCGGCGCAAAUCCACCGCCGACGCUAUCGACAAGGCCUGCCACCGCCGCCGCGGGUGCCGCAGCUGUCACGGGAGACGGAAACACGAGCGCCACGGCCGGGCCACGCACCGGUACCGAGGCGGAAGUCCUCCGGGCGGUGGACAAUCCGGGUGCCGCCCAACCGCAGGCAAGAGCAAUGGCGGGGGCGGCGGCGGCGGCGACCGGGGUGGUGCCGGGGCCGCUAGGGCAGAGCAAGGAGGUUGCGGCCGCCACGCCGGCGGCGGCGGCGGCAAGUGGUGGGAGCAACGCUGCGAAGCCCGGGGGCGACGAGAAACCGGCUCUUGAGAACGCCUGGAAUCUCUACGUGCAGGUGGUCGACCUGGAGUCUACCACACGAAGCGGUGGCGGCAGCAGCAGUAGCCUUCGACCGGGACAAUCUUCUUGUUUCGGUCUAACGCUCCUCGGGGAUGCGGAAGAGGUUCUCGUCAAGAGCUGGCAGGCGUUCGGCGCUGCCAACGCCGCCGUGCUGGAACUCGUGGAACUACAGAACCCCCUUCCUUCGCCGGGAAAGGGAGCGGGACCGGAUACCGGCGGCGGGAUGCUCUUACGCAGGGCACGAGCCUGUUGCCACGUCUUCUGGCCGGACAAACAGGGGAGGGGCAAGAUGUCCAAGUCAAAGCUCAAGCUCAAACGUCCGGCGGCGGCGGCGGUGGCGCUGCCGCUUGCAUCUUCCGCCAACCGGGCUGCUCCUCGCCCGAAAGUGCAGCCUCGUACGACGCCGCCACCUGCUUCGGCGGGGGCGGCGGUGGUAGCAAGGGACGCGGUCCAGCAGGACAAAUCGACGGGAGGCAAAGGUGGAAAAGAGGCUAGGCCGGACGUAGCCACGGCCGGGCCAGCAGCAACAACACCAACACCAUGAACAAAACGAACGGCUGCCUGCUCCAACAGGAACACCAUGAACGAACAGCCAGAUACCUGCUUCAACAGGAAGCCUCGUGGUACCUGCAACGUUAGCAACG